CGCCGCCAUGUCGCAGGUGCUGCCCUACGGCGAGGAGAAGCUGGGCGCCUUCGACGCCGCCGCCGGGGGGCAGGUGCCCUUCGCGUGUCGCCUCCGCGACGGCGGCGCCUUCUUCGCCGGCGCCCCGGGCAAGCGGCCCCCCAAGCUCGGCCAGAUCGGCCGCAGCAAGAGAGUGGUCAUCGAGGACGACAGGAUCGACGACGUGCUGAAAGACCUCUCGGAAAAGGCACCUCCUGAUGUCUAAGGCUUCCUGGAUGUGCCCGGCCAGGGGCUGCGAGGGCAACGGCACCACGAAGCAGCCAACCGAAAUGAAUGAUACCACCAAUCACCCUGUUAAUUAAUUAGAAAUAACGAUGGAGGCGAAGGCAGRGGCAGGAGGGAACAGACAAAAACAAGAAGAAAAUAAAAUCAGCAAAACGUUCAUGUACUUCCCCGCCCCCAGCAAAAUCCCACCCUGGCCUGCCUAUACAGUGAUAUAUAUAUUAUAUAUCUAAAUAUUCCCUCUUAAAUCGCAUUGUAACGGUUUAAUGGACAAGAGCGCGUGCAAAAAGCAAAACCCCGAUGAGGGGAAAAGCCAGUUUUUCCAGACUGGGGGAGAUCCUGGGUUUUUGGGUUACUUUUCCUUAUAUUGUGGCAGUUUGUUCUCUUUAAUAGACUGUUGAAAAAGAAAACAAAAAGGGAAAAACCACAAGAAAUAUCGAACGCGACCACGUGAGUGCCAAAUCCCUCGAGACACCGCGGGGCAGCCUAUUUCCGUCCUGAUUUUUGUGCCCUUUGAGGCCACGCAAAGUGGCACUUUUUGGUCUUUCCAUUGGAUUUCCUGAGGCUUUGGGGGGGUCUCCAGUGGCCUCUCCAGGGGGGAUUUUUGCUUUGACUUCUCUCUCUUUCUCUUUUUAUUUUUUCUUUUAAUAUUUUGCAUGAUGGGCAAAGGGCAAAAGGAAGACUCUGCGAUGCUGGACCUCAGGGCAGGUUUAUUUUUUUUCUUUUCAUUCCUCUUUUCUUUCUCC
Molecule: messenger RNA, 1007 nt
Organism: Nothoprocta perdicaria
Lineage: Eukaryota; Metazoa; Chordata; Aves; Tinamiformes; Tinamidae
Gene: CAMK2N1
Product: calcium/calmodulin dependent protein kinase II inhibitor 1
Exons: 2
Coding region: 8-244 (78 amino acids)
Biological process (GO): negative regulation of protein kinase activity
Molecular function (GO): calcium-dependent protein kinase inhibitor activity; protein kinase binding
Source: RefSeq, a predicted model, not a curated record